Grammomys surdaster is the source of this 3452-nucleotide messenger RNA. RefSeq names its product transmembrane protein 8A (gene Pgap6). The transcript has 13 exons. The record is from RefSeq and is a predicted model, not a curated record. Gene Ontology annotation, cellular component: plasma membrane. NCBI's taxonomy places the organism in Eukaryota, Metazoa, Chordata, Mammalia, Rodentia, Muridae. Bases 129 to 2438 code for a protein of 769 amino acids.
AGGUCUAUCCGAGCCAUGGGAGCUCCGGGCAGAGGCAGCGGCGCCGGCCGCAGUGGCGGCGGGGGCUGCCCAGGCGGGGGCGAGCGGCGCGGGACCCGGGAGGGGUAGCACGUGCCGAGCGCCGAGCCAUGGGCCGGGUUGGGGCCAGGGGCACAGCGCGGGAGGCAGCGGCCGGGUCACUGCUGCUCCUGCUGCUGCUCCUGGCUCAACCUCCGCCUGCCACCGCCCGCAACAGCGAGGAGAGCGAGGCUGGACUGGUAUCUGAGCACUUCUCACAGGCCCCACAGAAGCUGUCCUUCUACAGCUGGUAUGGCAGCACCCGACUCUUCCACUUCCGCGUGCCCCCAGACACUGUGCUUCUUCACUGGCUGCUGCAUGUGUCCCUGGGAGGUCCCUCAUGCGCCGACGUAGAGAUCACAGUGCAUUUCCGCUAUGGUGCCCCUCCUGUCAUCAACCCGCUGGGCACCAGCUUCCCGGACAACACCCUGAGCCAUGCCUCCUUCCACAUCAGGACAUCACUGAGCACCAUGCUGCUGGGCAACACUUCAGUCAACAUCUCCCACCCGGCCCCUGGGGACUGGUUCCUGGUUGCUCACCUCCCUCCCUCAUCCCAGAAGAUCCAGGUGAAGGGCUUUGUUCCAACCUGUGCCUACAUCUUCCAGCCUGAGAUGCUGGUAAUGAGGGUAGUCGAAGUCUCCAUCCUGGAGCCUGAUGUUCCCCUCCCACAGACGCUGCUCUCCAACCCCAGCUACCUCAAGAUCUUUGUCCCUGAAUACACCCAGGAGCUUCGGUUGGAACUGCAGGGCUGUGCAUCCGGUGUGAACCCCGGCUGCCCAGUACGUCUCACAGCAGGUGCCACCACCCUGCCUAGAAACUUCCAGAGGGUGCUGACUUGCACCGGCCUCACGCCAUCCUGCUAUUUGCUACUGUCCUCGCCACCCUGGGGCCGGUGGUUACAAGUGACAAUUGAGAGCCUGGCUGAACCUCACAUGACAGUGGGCUUCACUGCUAAAGCUGCCUUUACAGUGUGUAGGCCAUGGAGUGUGACCUUCCAUCACCUUAUACAAAAGAACCCAAACCAGACUUAUGAUGCCACUGCAAUCCAGCUGUCCCAAAGCGCUGACCACUGGGACCUGGGCAGGAGUAGCAGGGCAGACGCUGGCCCCUUCUGUCUUCUGAACUAUCCAGUCCUGAGGGAAGACACAGAUGUGGUGUCUGUACACUUCCAGCCCCUGAAUGGGGCCUUCGUACUGGUGCAUUCAAGCAUGCCUUCUGUAAUGCAGCUCCGUCUUGAUACAGGCAUGGACAGUGGAGGCUCCUUCAUCAUCAUCCUGAGGGCUAACAAGACAGAGGUCACAAAUGGCACCUUGGUAGCAGCUUGUGUGAAUGCUGCCUCGCCUUUCCUCAGCUUCAACACGUCACUCAACUGCACCACAGCCUUCUUCCAGGGCUAUCCCAUGUUUCUGAAUGCCUCAUCUCACAUGGCCAACCUCAUCAUCCCCUAUCCGGAGACAGACAACUGGUACCUCUCCUUGCAGCUUGUGUGCCCUGAGAGUCCUGAGGACUGUGAACAGGCUGUGGUUCGAGUGGAGACCAUCUUGUAUCUGGUGCCCUGUUUGAAUGACUGUGGGCCCUAUGGCCAGUGUCUCCUGCUCCGUAGAUACGGCUAUCUGUAUGCAGGCUGCAGCUGCAAGGCAGGUUGGCGUGGGUGGAGCUGCACUGACAACAGCACAGCCCAGACUGUAGCCCAGCAGAGGGCAGCAGCGCUUCUGCUGACACUCAGCAACCUCAUGUUCCUGGCCCCCAUUGCUAUAUCCCUGCACCGUUCCUUCCUGGUUGAGGCCUCUGUCUACUUCUACACCAUGUUCUUCUCCACGUUCUACCACGCCUGUGACCAGCCUGGGGAGGCAGUGUUGUGUAUCCUCAGCUAUGACACGCUACAGUACUGCGACUUCCUGGGCUCUGGGGCGUCCACCUGGGUGACCAUUCUUUGCAUGGCUCGUCUGAAGACAAUCCUGAAACAGGUACUGCUUGUCCUCGGCACACUUGUCAUCGCCAUGUCCUUGCAGAUGGAUCGCAGGGGCAUCUGGAACUUGAUGGGACCUUGCGUCUUUGCUUUUGUGAUCAUGGCCUCCAUGUGGAUAUACCGCUGUGGGCACCGGCGUCAGUGCUACCCUUCUUCGUGGCAGCGCUGGGUCUUCUACCUCCUGCCUGGCAUCUCCAUGGCUUCCGUAGGCAUCGCCAUGUACACUUCAAUGAUGACCAGCGACAAUUACUACUACACCCAUAGCAUUUGGCACAUCCUACUGGCUGGUAGUGCAGCGUUUCUUCUGCCACCACGAGAGGGAAAAGCUGGGUCCUGGGCCUGUUUGCAGAAGUUCCCCUGUCACUACCAGAUCUGCAGGAAUGAUCGGGAUGAAUUGUACACAGUGACGUGAUAAGGCUGUUUGAUGGACACCAGAAACUCUAAUGACCUCUCUUCAGCUAGGACAGGAACGAGAGAGGGGCCUGUCUAGCCCCAACCGGGUUACCGUCUGAAUAAAAUUGUCCUGAGACCCUUGGCUUCUUUCUCCAGAGGAGAAGAUCCCUUCCACCCCAAAAAUCUUUAUGGCUGCUGCCAGUUCCUCUGUAGGUCACAGCUGUUUCCACCUGGAGACCAUAGGUACCACCUGUGAGCAGAUCACUCUGUUAUGGCUGGAGCUACAGAUAAGGAUUCCCGGUGUCUCCUUCCUUUGGGAAGCUGUGAUGUGAGACCCACAAGGAAGGAAGGCUGAGUGCACAAGGCCACUGUCCCUGACAUUGUGUACUCUUGAAUGCCAUCCUGCCUUGGCUUGGGGAUGCCCUGCUGCUGCAGUUGCUAUGGUAGUGUCCAAGGUCAUCAGAGCUGGUUAAGACCUGGGGUGCUGUGUGCUGUCCCUCCCUCAUUGUCUGUUGGAGCAGGAGAUCCUGGGAGGAGCCUGGGGUAGCAGGCUGAUCAAUUGUAUGAGGUGCAGCUCCAGAAGGCAGACAAUGUUCUGCCAGUGUUCCCUCCUCACCUAAGGGUUCUAGGCCCAGUCUGGUGAGCAUUCUCUUGUGCUGGCCCUAGGCACUUGGAUGAGACUGACUUUUGAUGGACCAACUGAGGUUUGAGGAGUGGGUUCUGGAGCCCUGGCCCAAUCUUUCUGGUCUCCUGGGAUCACCGAGCUGGCAGUGCAGUGUGCCCUGUCCCUGUGGUUCCCACUGUGAGGCCCAUCUGCUCUGAGCACUGGGAUUACAGGUGUAGGCUUCUGGGCUCCUUCUCAAGCUACUGACAUCCUUUAUUUGGCCACCAAAGCACAUUUUAGCCCCUGAAAGGGGAAACAUGUAUAUACUGUUGGGGUGGGAGGUGGUAAAAUGUUACUGUUCUAAGAUAUGAAGGCUUAUUUUUAUGUAAUUGGUGAAUUUAAUAUUCUACAAUGAUUUUUCAAACCAAA